AUGGAAGACGAUGAUGAUUACGUGGAGUAUGUCCCAGUGGCGAAGCGCAGAGCAAUGGAAGCACAGAAGAUACUUCAGCGGAAGGGAAAAGUCUCGGAGCUGGAGGAAGAAGCCGAGAAGGAAAAGCUCGCCGAAGCUAAACCCAGUUUACUCGUUCAAGCAACUCAGCUGAAGCGAGAUGUUCCCGAGGUCAGUGCGACUGAGCAAAUCAUUCUACAAGAGAAGGAGAUGAUGGAGCAUUUAUCUGAUAAGAAGACGCUAAUGUCUGUUCGUGAAUUGGCCAAAGGUAUCACUUACACAGAGCCUCUCUUAACUGGUUGGAAACCCCCUUUGCACAUUAGGAGGAUGUCGAGUAAACAGAGAGAUUUCAUUAGGAAGCAAUGGCAUAUCAUUGUUAACGGUGAUGAUAUUCCUCCGCCGAUUAAGAACUUCAAGGACAUGAAGUUUCCGAAACCUGUUCUCGAUACGCUCAAGGAGAAAGGGAUUGUGCAGCCGACUCCGAUCCAAGUUCAGGGUCUUCCUGUGAUUCUGGCGGGGAGAGAUAUGAUUGGGAUUGCGUUCACUGGUUCGGGGAAGACGUUGGUUUUCGUGCUUCCCAUGAUCAUGAUUGCUCUUCAGGAGGAGAUGAUGAUGUCUAUCGCUGCUGGAGAAGGUCCCAUUGGGCUUAUUGUUUGUCCCUCUAGAGAGCUUGCUAGGCAGACUUAUGAAGUUGUUGAGCAGUUUGUGGCUCCUUUAGUCGAGGCUGGAUAUCCUCCUUUGAGGUCGUUGCUGUGCAUCGGAGGAAUUGAUAUGAGAUCACAGUUGGAGGUUGUGAAGAGAGGUGUUCAUAUAGUUGUUGCAACUCCUGGGAGGUUGAAGGAUAUGCUCGCCAAGAAGAAGAUGAGCCUAGAUGCUUGCAGGUACUUGACAUUGGAUGAGGCAGAUAGGUUGGUUGAUUUGGGUUUCGAAGAUGACAUAAGGGAAGUCUUUGACCAUUUCAAGUCUCAGCGUCAAACACUUCUGUUUUCUGCCACUAUGCCCACAAAGAUUCAAAUCUUUGCCAGAAGUGCUCUGGUGAAACCUGUGACUGUCAACGUAGGAAGAGCUGGUGCUGCGAAUCUCGAUGUCAUCCAAGAAGUGGAAUACGUGAAACAAGAAGCAAAGAUUGUUUACCUCCUAGAGUGCCUGCAGAAAACUUCCCCACCGGUUUUAAUUUUCUGUGAGAACAAAGCUGAUGUUGAUGAUAUUCACGAGUACUUGCUACUGAAAGGAGUGGAAGCAGUGGCCAUCCAUGGAGGGAAAGAUCAAGAAGAUAGAGAGUACGCCAUCUCUUCGUUCAAAGCUGGGAAAAAAGACGUCUUGGUCGCGACUGAUGUUGCUUCGAAGGGUUUAGAUUUCCCUGAUAUACAGCAUGUAAUCAACUACGACAUGCCUGCAGAGAUUGAGAACUAUGUGCAUAGGAUAGGGCGAACGGGUCGGUGUGGGAAAACUGGGAUUGCAACCACGUUUAUAAACAAGAACCAAAGCGAAACCACGCUGCUCGAUCUGAAACACUUGCUGCAAGAAGCUAAACAGAGGAUCCCGCCUGUCCUCGCUGAGCUGAGUGAUCCAAUGGAAGAAGCAGAGACCAUUGCUAAUGCGAGUGGUGUCAAGGGUUGUGCUUAUUGUGGUGGUCUUGGACAUCGUAUCCGAGACUGUCCAAAGCUGGAGCACCAGAAGAGUGUGGCCAUCUCUAAUUCUAGAAAAGACUAUUUUGGCUCUGGUGGAUACAGAGGAGAGAUCUAA
This is a messenger RNA of Microthlaspi erraticum, 1764 nucleotides long. NCBI's taxonomy places the organism in Eukaryota, Viridiplantae, Streptophyta, Magnoliopsida, Brassicales, Brassicaceae. The record is from the annotation of a GenBank genome assembly.